GCGGAAUUAUACCAUGAAAAAACGGGUGGAAUUCCCCUUCACGUGUUGCUGUUCAGUAGGAAUAAAUGAGUAACUUGGGUCUGUUUAUGUAAGGCGUGCAGGUAUCGACACUUGGGGUUUUUUUGCGAGAAGUAUUCCGUUAAACGCGAAGAUUAAGUUAGCUUCUUUCCGCCAGCUUCUUAAUCCAAUUUCCCGUUCCACCUUAAAUGGUGCAGCAGUAACGUUCUGGCGCCUCGGCAGCACCAUGGCAUAGCUGUGCCAUUUAAGGUGGAACGGAAAAUUCGGAAAAGUUGAACAAUAGCAUUGAUUUGCGCAUGAAGUAGGAGUUAAUACUGCUACUCUAGGUUAAUCGUAUCGUACCAAGUUUCGAGUGUGUUCGUUGCUUAUUGAAAUAAAUCUGUUUUAGCGAUCCGUACACGUCUUAAAAUGGAGUCCCUGUAGUGGGACUGCUGUCCCCUAAACCGCAGAGAUGGCUUUAACCACACAGAUGGAGAGAAGCGUUUAACCUCGUGUUUACAUACGCUUUGCUUUGUGUGGAGAAGAAACACAGGACACGGGCCAAAGAUUUCACCUACUGAGCUGGAGACCUGAGGCAAUGAAGCAAGCUGAGCGUAGCUGAAAAAGUGCAUGAGAAAGAUGCAACACUGUUAAUUAAAAAAAAAUGGACUUUGUCAGCUGUUCAAUGCUCUACAGCUGUGCCUGAGCAAACAUGCUGGUGUUGAAGCUGUGCAACUUUUGUUUUACAACCAUUUCCCCCAGCAAAUUAACAGCUUAAUUUUAAAGACUGUUCCCUCCCUUGUUAGUCAUAUGUUGGCACCCAGUUUGAUCUUGAUGGAUCAUUUUGGCACCAACAUUACAGACCAGGAUGUCAAGCGAUGAACUAACAAAAAGGUCCAUGCGUGAUUAUCUAGACCAAAAUCCCAUGAUGGAAGAGACAAGCAUGCCAAACGACUCUUGGAGUGAACAAGAUGGUGCAGAGCCAGUUGGGAUUUCCAAAAAUUACUCUACUGAUCAUCCUAAGGUUCCAAGUCCACCUCCAGUAACAUCUCUUGGUGACCAAGGGGAAAAGCAAGGAGCUGAUAAGUCUCCUUGUGGUGCCAUCAGUGAUGAAGCAUCUAUGUCAAAUGAUAGUACUUCCACAGGUAAUCCAAAGGAAAGUAGGCGUAACAGUCAAGAUCUUGCCGGUUCGGAGAUGCACAAUGAAGAGUCUGGACCAGUAAGUGAGAAAAGUAUGCCUGCAGAUGAUGAUGAUGAUGAUGAUGAUGAUGACUCUGAUGACACCACAAAAAGUUUAUCGCCUACGAAUAUGUGUGAGCAGAAACCUUUGAGUGACUGCAAUUCUGAGGCGAGUGAUGCAGAUAUGAUGACGGAAAACCCACCCGAAAGAGAGAUUUCCUCUCCUCGUGGGCGCCCGCGCAAGGAAAAGCGAGUUAUAAAGUGUGAGUUCUGUGGCCGGCCAUUCAAUCAUGCCUCGGCAUACAUCAUCCACCGGCGUGUCCACACGGGUGAGAAGCCCUUCAGCUGUCAGGUCUGCAGCAGAGCCUUUGCUCAACUCUCCAACCUUAGGUCGCACAUGAAGGUCCAUAAUGUUCCUAGAGUUCUAAGCAUGCAACAUUCUGGCAAAUUCCAAAACAAAACCACUGUGGCUGAAAGUGUGACCCAGAACCAGCCGAUUGUGACAGCAAGUUUUCGAAAUGACGCCCACAUUAAAAGCAGUGGUCCUUUCCGCAGGAGCAGAAAGCCUGUAGCUUGUCCUAUCUGUGGAAAAAUAUUUCCCUAUAAAUCAGUGCUUAAAAUACAUCUACGGAUCCACAGUGGGGAGAAGCCGUACUCUUGCAGGGUGUGUGGUAAAUCAUUUACACAGGCGUGCACUGUUCGGGUACAUGAAAGGGUACACUGGUCCAUCAAACCUUUUCUGUGUUCCAAGUGUGGGAAGGGAUUUUCCCAAAUUGGGACGUUAAAGGCACAUACCUGUGCAGGUAAAAAGCAAAUUCAUGCUACUUUAAAAGAAAUGGAAUUGGCUGGUGUUGUUACCUUCCGAUGUCACCUGUGCAAAAAGUGCUUUAGCACUAGAGAUGAAUACGAUCCUCACUUGCAGACACAUUCUGAUAACCAGCGUUACAUCUGUGACAGCUGUGGCCAAAAGUACAGCCUACGUUCUGAGCUGGAGACCCACAAGAAAUACUGCUUUUCUAUGUGGCUCUCGAAGACCAAGACAUAUAGUCGUCAGUCUUUGGUCAAGUCUCAGGUGAAACAUACUCCAUCUACUAAAACAGUUCAAAGCUCAGAGCCUGAAAGUACACCUGUAAAAUCCCCAAAGCCGAGCUUGGCAGAUUUAUCCCCACCUAAAAGAUCUAAAACGCCUCAAUCUGACUUUUCCCAGCAACCAAAACGUAAAAAAUACAUUUCUUUGCUUACUUGCCCACCUAGGGUGAUGGCCACAUCUAUUUACGAUCCUCAAAAUAACUUCAGUCACUGUCAGCCUUUCAAAGCAAGUUACUUUGUUUCUCAGUUAAACAGUUUGGACCAGAAAUCUGACCCAAGGAAGUACUUGUGUCCACGGUGUGGACGGCUCUUCAGACACGUUGGACGUCUGAGAGCCCACAUGCUUACUCACUCCCGGGGCAAGAGUUUCACCUGUGGCGACUGCGGGAGGAUCUUUGAAAACUGGAGCAAGUUUUGGCACCACCAGCGUGUGCACAAGCAGAGACGAGGUCGCUUCUUUUGUCCCAGAUGUGGCCAGGGGUUUCGCUUUGCAAGCAUCUACAUGGAUCACUUGCAGCAGCAUCCAGAGCUCAAUGCAUUUUUCUGCCCAUUCUGUCCUCACACCUUUGCGGAUGCUAAAAGUUUGAAAAACCACCAGCAAGAGUGGCAUCGUUCAAGUAUGCCCCAUAUAUGUGACAUUUGUGGCAAAGGUUUCUCCAGUCCUGUCAUCCUUAAGCGACAUAGAGUGGCACACUGUUUUCGAAACAGGCAGCUGGACAAGCCUUACGUAGUUGAUGUGCAGCCCUUUGUGAAGCCAUACGAAUGUGGCAAGUGUGAUGCCAGUUUUAAGACAUUGGAUAUGCUUUUUGGUCAUCAGCUUUGUCACUCCCCUAACGGUGACCUAAAUGUAAGCUUGAGCAAUGGCAUCGGUGACAGACAUGACAAACUGAAGGAAGAGGAACACUCGCCACAAAAGCGCCAAGAAAACGAUCUCCACUUCAGUGCCUCUGCCUCUCACAUGGAUACCUCAGAUCCAUGUCAAGACAUCAGUGAGGGAAGUCCCUCUACACUCUCGACGGCUGCCCCCACAGAUGCAAUUAAAGCGCAACCACAGCAGGACCUUGACUCUAGUGUUUCCCAAAGUACCACAACUUUACAGCCUUCAUCAUCAGAUUCUGAGUCCAUACCUCUAGAAGCAGAAGAGGUGAAAGAGUCCAUGUGUACAUAUGGGACAACUCGGGGCACUAUUACAAAGCCCAGUGAUUCAACUCUAUGGUCCAAACCGGAGCAGAAAGCUGGGCACCUAGAGUGCACAGAAUGUGGUGCUACUUUUGCUGUUCUUCCAGCUUUGCAUAGACAUUACUUGGAACAUGCUAGGGGAGAAAUAUAAAUGUCAUUUCUAAAGUGAUGCCAUUACUAAAAUGCCUCUGGUCACACUUUGGACAUUUUCAAACACUAAGCAGAGGUUUUAUAUGGGAGGUACUUUGCACUGUAUGUGGAAUGUAUGGCUGAACUGUUUUGCUAUGACUUAAACAUGAGUAAUAAUGUUCUGAGUAAAGCACUAUUCAAACGGGAUUGAUAGGUUUACAUGGGAAGUUUUAGGUAUUCUAUGAAACAUUCUAUGAAAAUGACCCCUGGUUAUAUCAAUUUUUCUAUUAUAUAUCUAUGGCCAAGCAUUUACCUGUCUAUGCCCCAAGUGAAGCCGAUAUGUAUUCUGCCUCAAGUAUAUGACUUUGAACAGUAAAAUGUACAAUUGUGGUGUAGAAAAGGUGGAUUUUGUGUAGUGAUGCUGACUUUUGACUGUAAAUUUCCACACUAUUGUCAAUGCUAACUACACAUUUCAUUCACUUAAGCCAGAUAACCCAGAAUAUUCACUUGUCCUGACUUCUAAGUCUCUUGAAAUGUCCUUCACCAAACUGUCAGUUAGUUUGGGUUGUGAUGUCACAGCACAUGAGCGGUUGCUUCUUUGUUGGUCAGCUUAUGGUCAGCUUAUGUACAGGCAGUUCGCAAGCUCUGGUAUUGGGUUAAAGGUCCACACUUGCAACGUUAAAACGUAGGCAAAAAUGAAAAUGGCAGUUCUUCCGAUUUAUUGCACUCUGGCAUUGUGAUUUUUGUUUUAAAAACGCCAAAUCUGUUGGCUCUACCUGAUUGUCUUUCUUUUUUGAUCAAAUUGCUGGAACCAACAUUUUUCGCCACCACUUUUGGAGGUGUAGCACCACCCCUGGUUUGUGGUAAAUACAUUUCUGAUUAAAUGAGAUAUUUGGACAUGUUUUCUAAUUCUAAGCAGCUGAAUUUAUUUCGUGUGGACCUUGUUUUAGUGUGAUGCGCACAUCCUCUGUUCACCCUGAAAUGUAUUUUUAAGACUUCUUCUGUGAGUCGGUCAUAAACAUUACAGAAGUCCCUGAGGCCAAAGCUACAUUACCUGCUCAUGUUAAACUAAUCCCAUCUGAAUAGUGCUGUAGACCGGCAUCAUGUUAACAGUGUUAUCGAGUGAAGCAUAGGACCUUCCGCGAAGCAGUAGUUUCUAGGAUCUCAAGAAGUUUUAAUAAUAAACUGAAAAGGCAUUUUUCCGUUCCUACAACUUGCGAUGAUCUUUGCAAGACGUUGACAUUUUAACCUGGUAGUAGUAAGUGUACUUUGUAUUUUUUAGUUUUGUACAUGACAUUUUGUAAAAGGUUUUAAUUUAAGCAAUGUAUCUGUACCUUUUAUAUAUAGCACUUGUUUUUCCUGUAGUGCAUGUUAGGAAAAGAACCCCUAAUAAAGUUUUGUAGAACCUUUUA
Molecule: messenger RNA, 4985 nt
Organism: Pygocentrus nattereri (red-bellied piranha)
Lineage: Eukaryota; Metazoa; Chordata; Actinopteri; Characiformes; Serrasalmidae
Product: zinc finger protein 184
Exons: 2
Coding region: 866-3595 (909 amino acids)
Biological process (GO): regulation of transcription by RNA polymerase II
Cellular component (GO): nucleus
Molecular function (GO): RNA polymerase II cis-regulatory region sequence-specific DNA binding; DNA-binding transcription activator activity, RNA polymerase II-specific
Source: RefSeq, a predicted model, not a curated record